Messenger RNA from Copidosoma floridanum, 1656 nucleotides. Its product is annotated as sodium-coupled monocarboxylate transporter 2-like. Gene Ontology annotation, cellular component: membrane. The record is from RefSeq and is a predicted model, not a curated record. Gene Ontology annotation, molecular function: symporter activity. Gene Ontology annotation, biological process: transmembrane transport; sodium ion transport. Lineage: Eukaryota; Metazoa; Arthropoda; Insecta; Hymenoptera; Encyrtidae.
AUGGAACAAUUGGUCUUCAGUUGGAUUGAUUAUUUACUGUUUUCGAGCCUACUGGGCACGAGCCUUUUGAUUGGAAUUUAUUUCGGAUUUUUCAGUAAACAAGACAGCGUCAGCGAAUAUUUGUUUGGCGGCAAAAGCAUGGGGUACCUCCCCGUUGCCACGAGUAUCCUCGCAAGUCUCCUGUCCGGAAUAACGUUUCUGGGCGUACCCACCGAGGUUUACCUGUACGGCUGUCAAUACUUCCUCACCGUUUUCAACACCAUCGCCACCGGAGCUCUCACCGCCUACGUGUUCAUCCCCGUGUUCUACAACCUGCAGAUCUCGAGUACUUACGAGUACUUGGAGCUGAGAUUUUCACGGGCGACCAGACGCUUCGCAUCGGUAUUGUACGUAAUAUCGCUAUCGAUGCACCUGCCGAUAGUCAUAUACGUGCCGGCACUUGCCUUUUCUCAAGCUACCGGGUACAAUCUCCACUUGAUAACGCCUCUCUUGUGCAUCGUUUGCAUCACUUACACCUCAAUGGGAGGUGUUAAGGCUGUCGUUUGGACGGACACGAUACAGUUCAUUUUCACAGUCGGAGGACUGAGUACCGUUCUCGCUGUCGGUGUGUACUCGGUGGGAGGGUUUUUCAAUGUCUGGAAAAUAUCAGGCCAAGGAGGACGCCUUGACAUAUUUGAUUUCAACCCCAGCCCAUUCGUCAGAAAUAAUUUUUGGUCGAUGACGAUAGGAACUACGUUCUCGUCGCUAAGCCACUCUGCGGUUGGACAAAAAUUCAUACAGAGAUAUUUGGCUAUAAAAUCGCUAGCUGACAUUAACAAAGCUGUUUUGUUCAAGACCGUAGGCACUGUGAUCAUUGAUGUGAUGUGUACGUAUGCCGGUCUCGUAAUAUACACUCAGUAUUAUAAUUGCGAUCCGAUCAGUGCAAAAUUAAUUUCGCGCAACGAUCAAAUUGUUCCUUACUACGUUAUGGAUAUCACGAAAAACUUGCCGGGCAUAGCUGGAGUGUUUCUCGCUGGUAUAAUCAGUUCUGCUUUGUCAACUAUGAGUGCCGGUAUCAAUACCUUAUCUGGCAUAAUAUAUGACGACUUUAUCGAGCAACGGAUGCCCGAGUGUCCCGAAAAAGAUGCCAGAGCAGCUAAUAUUAUGAAGGUCAUAUCCGUGUUCGUGGGUCUGAUCAGCAUAGCGCUGAUUUUCGCGAUCGAGCACAUGGGAACGGUUCUGGAGAUGUCCUACAGCUUCCGUGGCGCAGCGGAUGGACCCUUGCUGGGCUUCUUUUUGCUCGGAAUGUUCUUCCCUUGCGUGGGGAAAAAAGGGGCGAUGACGGGCGCCUGCGUCGGCUUGUCCUUCAUGCUCUGGGUAGUCGUUGGUGCCAAGUGGCACAUGCUUUACAACCCGAAAUCGCCAGACACAAAACUGCCCAUGUCGACCGCAAACUGUUCGGUUGUAGCCAACGAGACAAUAUUUGAGAAAACUGUGCUCCCAACGUCAAAGGCAUACGAGGAACCGAUGAUUCUUUUUCGAAUAUCGUUUUUGUACUUUUGCCUCGUCGGGACCGUUAUUACUGUGGCCGUUGGGGUGGCUGUCAGUUACAUCGUCGGGGAGUCUAACAGCACCAAAGUUGAUCCGGAUCACUUGACUCCUAUCAUGAGGAGGUAA